AUGCGAGCCCAUAUUCCCGAGAAAAUUGGGAUAUCUCCAAAGGUAUCAUCUGCAGAUGAACCGUCAAUCCCUGGGAGAACCAACGUGCAUUAUGUCGAUCGCAGCAAGAAUGGCAUCCUCCCUGAAUACGAAGAUAGAGCUAUUCCUGGAUAUGAUGCGAAUCUCAUGCGGUUACGAGCAACCCUGAGCAGUGCCGAAGAACAAAGGCUCCUUCGACGAAUCGAUUGGCAUCUCCUCCCUCUUUUGGCCGUGAUGUACAUGCUGAAGAGUGUCGAUGCCAGUAAUGUUUCUUACGCUCGAAUUAUGGAUCAAGGGACUCCAUAUAAUAUCCUGACUGAACUCAAAAUGACUUCGGAUCAGUACAACCUGGUCACCACAUUGUACUAUGUCCCUUACAUCCUCGCAGAAGCACCUUCAAAUCUCCUACUGAAAGGCGCAAGACCUUCUGUCUGGCAAGCCCGAAUUAUGGUAUCAUGGGGAAUCGUGCUUUGUUGCCACGCAGCUGUCACAAACAGGCAGGGUCUUUACAUCGUUCGGUUUUUCCUCGGUCUCUUCGAGGCCGGUCUGUGGCCUGGAAUGCUUGUACAACUAUGCUACUGGUAUAGACCGGACGAGAUUGCUCCUCGAGUAGUUCUCGUGACGGUUCUGGGAUGCUUUAGUACGGUCAUAAGCGGUGUACUUGCAUUUGCAUUCAAUAGCGUGGUUGCUGGCGGGUUAUCUGGGUGGAAGUGGCUGAUUUUGACCGAAGGCCUCUUCACCGUCCUGCUUGGAAUAUUUACCUAUUUCUUCUUGCCAGACUUCCCAUCAACGGCAUCCUGGCUAUCUGAUGAACAAAAAGAUUUUAUCCAGGCGCGUCUCCCUGUUAACUCCCCACGGUCGGCCGAGGCCAAUUUCGAUCUACCCGAGCUGAUCAAAACUCUCAAAAACAAGAGAAUCUGGCUAUUCCUCCUCUGCUGGGCUUUCUUCACCGUUGGCACUACAGGGCUUACCUUUUACCAACCCACGGUAAUUGCAAGCCUCGGAUUCUCAUCUAUGGGUGAAUCGCUUCUGUUGAACAUCCCCUCGGCAGUCUUUGCUGUCGUCUUGACUAUCGCAUUUGGUAUUUUCGCAGAUACAGGGCGCAUUCCUCAGCCCGCUAUCCCACUUGCGUUCAUGAUUGUAAUUGAAGCCUGCUAUGGCGUGCUCUAUAUAUUCCCAAACAAUGGCGGAGUCUACGCUGCAACAGUGAUAGCAGGAGGGUUCUCAACUGCUUGGUACACCAUGAUGUGGCCCUGGCGAGUGCAGACCACCGAAGGUGCAACCGGCUCGGCAUUUGCGAUUGCUUUUGCGAACAGUUAUGGUCAGAUUGGAGGUGCGGUCGGGUCCCAGUUGUUUAAUUCCCGAUAUGGACCCCGAUAUACGACAUCUUUUGGGAUUGCGAUGGGGUUUGUUGGCAUGGCGAUCGUUAUGAAUCUUAUUACUUGGGGAUUUACUUGGAAGGUCGAUGUCGAUACCAGGAGAUUGAAGAGAAUCAGAGUCGCAGCAGCGAAGCAAAACCAGGCGGUUCUAGAUGAUGUUGACAUUCACAUUGGGGAGAAGUAA
Molecule: messenger RNA, 1581 nt
Organism: Penicillium atrosanguineum
Lineage: Eukaryota; Fungi; Ascomycota; Eurotiomycetes; Eurotiales; Aspergillaceae
Exons: 8
Coding region: 1-1581 (526 amino acids)
Biological process (GO): transmembrane transport
Cellular component (GO): membrane
Molecular function (GO): transmembrane transporter activity
Source: RefSeq, a predicted model, not a curated record